UUAAGGUGUGUUUUUCCCGGUUGAGCAGGUGAAUCAUCCCCGCUCUUACUACACUUACUGGGAGACGACGUGUGAGUUGAGUCAAAUUUCUGUGGAAGAAAAUCAGGAACUUGUCAUACGGAAACUUCACGUUGUUGCGUAAAAGGUUUUCUAAUGCGUUUCUAAAGAAGGCUCGUUCGCUUUUUAUACAUUUUAUUGUUGCGUGUCAGUGUUGAGGAGGAAGCCGGAGUUCAGCGGUUGUUAGGCGGACACUUCGUAAGGCCUGCCCUGGAAACAUGCUGCUGUCCACCGUGCUGGUCCUUCUGCUCAGCCGAGCUGCUGCUACUGCUUAUGUUCCGCCGCCGACAAACGUGACGCUGAGCUGCCUGAAUCUCCAUGUCGCGGUCACAUGGGACUACAGCGAACAUGGACCACAAACCAGAUUCAUAGUACAGAUCGAAGGGUCUGAAGGGAAACCCUAUCAGAACGAAACCACAGACCAUCGGUACAAUCUGAGCGACUACAUCUGGGCGUCCGAAAAGCGCUACAUGGACUUACAUUACGUCACCGUGACAGCCGUAGAGGGAGGCAACCAGUCCGAACCAGUAACAUCCGAAACAUUAUCCUUUAAUGAUUUAAAGACGGUCAAAAUAAAAUGUGAAUUAGACUUCCCUCCCGUGGAUGUGUAUGAAAAGGAUUCGGGCGCCACAGUGAGCUUCAGGAAUCCCCUCCACUACUACAGCCAACUGAAGCACGCUGUCAAGACGGAUGCUACCAUCUUUAAAUUCUCUUCAGAUUAUGGAGAUGUUGACGGUGUUUGCACGGUGAAACAGAAAAACUGCAAACAUGACAUCUCGUUUCCUGAGGGGGCGGAGAAGUGCGUCAACCUGACAGGAAGCUUGUUUAAGGAGGACCGUAGUAGCUAUGUGUUGUUCAGAAAGACACACAUCUGUGCCACUCCAUCGACUGAGCUCCCUGCGAUAGCGUUUGCUAUAAUGCUGUUCCUCCUCUUCGUCGUAAUCAGUGUGGUUAUUUUUCUGAUCUGCAAAGCAAAAGCCUGGACGAUGAAGCUACCCAGUCUUCCCUCGGCUCUGGAAGACUUUGAAGCUGCAAGAAACCACUGGGACGGGGAGUACGAUCCUGUGUCCAGCACAGACUACAGUCUGUUGACCGUCAUCCCUGCCAAACCCUGCAAGAACCUGUCGGUCAGCUCCGAGGACGGAGACAGUCUCUCCAAGGACAGGGACAGUCUCACCGAGGACAGCUGCUGCUCCUCCUCCGGGGGAGAACUUGGAGAUGGAUACAGGGGAGACGAAGACUUCGCAGAGGACUCGGUGAAAACGGAGACGCUUUCCAUCGAUGUGGAAGGGAUGGAAGAGAAUGAACGGUCUCCCUACGACUGCCCACACAACCUGCCACGCAAUCUGCAGGUGGACAUGGGGGACGGAGACAUGGUCACGGGUUACAGCGAGAGGGAAAGGCAGUCUUGAUUUGGGAUUUUAAAUUUGUAUAGCGUUACUUUUAACUCAUCCUGGAUCAGCCAUCACGUUCGUACCUCAGGGCUAACUAUGCACUAUAAAGCCUAAACAUUGCACUCAGGGAGGUUGUGCCUUUGCCAAGAAGACCCCUGAGAGACGCUCAAACUUUUUUUUUUCUUCCUGACUGCACUGUUAGAAAAUGCACUGACCUACAUGUUAAAGGACAAAUCCGGCGCUAAAUUAACCUAGGGGUUAAUAGCACGUGUACCGAGUCGACUGUUCUCUGAGAUAUGUUUUUAUGCUAAUAGAAUGUGACCAGCUUUAGCACAAACCACUAAUUAGCUUAUAACGCCAGUCGUCGGGGCAGGGAUAAAGUAAAAAGAA
This is a messenger RNA of Sander lucioperca (pikeperch), 1841 nucleotides long. RefSeq names its product interferon gamma receptor 1 (gene ifngr1). NCBI's taxonomy places the organism in Eukaryota, Metazoa, Chordata, Actinopteri, Perciformes, Percidae. The record is from RefSeq and is a predicted model, not a curated record. The transcript is spliced from 7 exons. Gene Ontology annotation, molecular function: protein binding. The coding region runs from base 276 to 1469 and encodes 397 amino acids.